Messenger RNA from Acaulospora morrowiae, 453 nucleotides. NCBI's taxonomy places the organism in Eukaryota, Fungi, Glomeromycota, Glomeromycetes, Diversisporales, Acaulosporaceae. The record is from the annotation of a GenBank genome assembly.
AUGUCCGAUGAAACCGCCAUUGCUCAAAUUAGUAGUUAUUUAUUGGUAAAUUUACCACCAUAUUUCAGAUGGGAAUUUGGGUUUUCAGCGCUGUCUCUUGGUUACCCAUCAUGUUUAUUUGAUACAAUUCCAACGACAGUUGAUGUAAUCGCCCUCUUUCUAACAAGCGAAUAUGGCAGGCUAUACGGUGAGUAUGCCGCAAACUCCGACCAGACUCCAGUGCAACCUGCAAUAGGAGAAAAUGACCGUCCAUUCGUUUCACCUUUACCAUUCUUUCCUGAUGUUAAACAUGCUUUUAAAACCGCCCAACUGCCUAUCGCUAUGUUGACUGUCUUUUCUGCUAGUUUCAGUUCUCGCGGAACCGAUCGUCAGUCGCGGGACCUCGAGGACGAUCGUUGUAAAUUCGAACUUUCGAUCGUCAAGGCAAAUCGAAUUAACGUUCUAACGGGUUGA